Messenger RNA from Perca fluviatilis (European perch), 1314 nucleotides. Its product is annotated as 101 kDa malaria antigen-like. The transcript is spliced from 6 exons. The coding region runs from base 164 to 478 and encodes 104 amino acids. NCBI's taxonomy places the organism in Eukaryota, Metazoa, Chordata, Actinopteri, Perciformes, Percidae. The record is from RefSeq and is a predicted model, not a curated record.
UUUGAGCUGGUUCUAGUAGUGGUCGAACGUUAAUGUUAAGUUACAGACGCUCUGGAGCUGGAGGUGUAAGCUGAGGUGUAUUCUACGUCUGACCCACAUUUUAUUUCGUGAACUGUGAAACGCUGCGUUAUUCUUUUAUCUCUAUCGUACAAGCGUAGCAACAAUGGGAAGGAAAACUAAAUCUACCGGUGCAGAUGACAGCACAGAGCCUAUAAGGAGAAAGUCACGGCGGUUGGAAAACAAGGAGACGCAGCCAGAAGCACAGCCAGAGAAGACAAAGGCACCUCCCAAGACCAAAAAGGUAGCCAAACAGCCUGCCAAGGCCAAGGCAGAGGAGAAGAAAAAAGAACCUGAGGUUGAGAAAGAAGAAGUUUCUGCAGAAAAUGGGGAAGCAAAAGCUGAGAAGGAGGCUGCAGCAGCAGAUGAAGCUGAGGAAAAGGAGGACAAGGCUGAGGAGGAAGAUAAAGAAGCAGAGUAGUAGUGACAUCCCUAGACUCACUUGUCAGGGCUCUCUGUACCUUGUUUCUUGUACAAUGCAGAUAAUAUUUUUAUCUACUAUUUUCAUAAGACAGUAAUGUUUUUAGGCACGCUGUUGCAGAAAUGCUUUUUUUUUUUUUUUUAAAUACUAUAAAUUCCAUUCAGUUUCUUUUUCGGCUUCUCAGUUAUUGUGAUGGGUUUUUGGGGGGGGGGGGGUGUCUCUCAUUGUACUUGUUUUUUCUCUUGUCUCGCUGGCAUUUUUUUUUUUCAUGUAGGUUGUAGAUUUCUGCAUGACAUGAAGUCAUACCUAUAUCAGGAAUUUGAUGUUCAACUCUGGGAGAGUUUACCUGAAACAUUCCCGAGGCGUUUUGAGGGAUUUUGUAACCUGUACUGUUUGGAAUUUAAUACAUUGUAUACUGUGUGUUUAAUAGGGAACAGGAUGAUUGAAAGUGUGAGAGCUAGGUUCUAUGCUAAGAAGUCUGGUUCACAACGUUCACUUGAAUCAUGUUCACUAGUACUGGACUUGGUUGGGGUUUUUUAUGCUGUCAAUGAUGGUACAUUUGAGGAGGGUUAGACUAAUUCAUACUCUGUUGUGCUUAAAACAAAUGCAUUACAUAGCUUGUCAUACUUGUCAUGGUUUAUCCUUUAAGGAUUACUGUAUUUUCACCUCAGUCAACAAAAUGUAUAUGCCACAUAUUUGUGGAAAUAUCCAUUCGGGUUUGGGGAUUUCUCUACCAAUGUACAGUUUCUUCAUAUUUUUUUUUAAAAAAAGAAAAGGAAAAAAAAGUUGUUAUGAAUGGUAAAUGCCAAUUAAAGUGAGAAUUUCUCUGAAGUGUC